This is a messenger RNA of Aspergillus steynii IBT 23096, 261 nucleotides long. Its product is annotated as YqaE/Pmp3 family membrane protein. The record is from RefSeq and is a predicted model, not a curated record. The transcript is spliced from 3 exons. Bases 1 to 261 code for a protein of 86 amino acids. Gene Ontology annotation, cellular component: membrane. Lineage: Eukaryota; Fungi; Ascomycota; Eurotiomycetes; Eurotiales; Aspergillaceae.
AUGGCUUCGACGGCAUCGAUGCUUUGCAUGAUCCUUAUCACUUUGUUCGUCCCUCCUCUUGGCGUAUUCCUCAUCGCGGGCUGUGGUGUCGACUUCUGGAUCAAUGUCUUGCUGACCAUUCUCGGUUAUCUCCCGGGCCAUAUCCAUGCCUUCUAUCUGCUCUACGUAUACUACAGCCGUCGGCGUGCCGUGAACCCCGCGACAGAUAUCGAUGCUCCGGGCGUGUAUUCCGACCGAAUUAAACGAGCCAAGCAUCACUAA